Naumovozyma castellii is the source of this 1743-nucleotide messenger RNA. RefSeq names its product Bfa1p (gene BFA1). The record is from RefSeq and is a predicted model, not a curated record. NCBI's taxonomy places the organism in Eukaryota, Fungi, Ascomycota, Saccharomycetes, Saccharomycetales, Saccharomycetaceae. Bases 1 to 1743 code for a protein of 580 amino acids. The transcript has a single exon.
AUGUCAAUUAGACCAAUUCACCAGGAAGAUUUUACUGAAUCAUCCUUUGAGGAUGUUGAAACGUCAUUUGUUAGAGAUGCCUAUACUAAGUUCACCCGACGAGAUGGAAAGCAAAGUGAUGCUGUGCAUCCUCCUAUUAAAAACCAAAUAUUACCAACCCCUACAUCCACUACAAGUUCCAAUGCCACCACAUUCUCAUCACAUAACCAUGACUUAGUGGUAACCAACAGCAGUAGAUCUGAUAUUGAAGAAAAAACAGAGAAUGAUGAAGACGAUGACAACGAUUUUUUUAGUGACUUUCAGGAGUUUAGAAACAAUAAAGAUGAUUUUGAUGAAGCAAUUAAGGAUAAAUACCAACUUUUGAAAUCGAUACCGACUCAAUCCGUCAAGCCUAACUUACUAUCCCAAACAUUUGAAAAGAAAUUAAACUUGGGAUCACAUGAAAAAGUUCUCCGACAACCAAGAUCAAUGUAUGAAUUACAAAAUCAGAUGAGAUAUAGAUCAGAAGGGCCUGCUAGGACCACACAAGGUCUCUCUACGAAACUUAAAAAUAGCAUGUCCUACAGCGCAUUGACCAAUCCUAAACUAAACAAUAACUAUAGAAAUAAUAAUAUUAAGGUGAAAAAAUCGAUGCCUAGCUUAUCUUCUUAUAGUCCUGUUAUUCAGGAGGUGAAUGAUGAAACCUAUACCUUUAACGAUUUAACAUCAAUGGAAAACAAUUCUGGUUUAAGAACUUUCCAAGAUAAUAGCGACGAAGAAGAGGAAGACUUCCUUGAUUUUACACCUGAGGCUAUAAAAUCUCAAUUCCUAACUAAAGCAUCAAACAAAUCUGUUCAAGUCCCAUCGACACAAUAUAACAUAAUUAAUGAUGACCAUUAUCUUACUCCCCAGCUGCGCGACAAAACAAGGAAGCUAAACAGGAGAGAACAGCUCCUGGCCUUUAAUGAAACCGAACCUGAAAUACAAAGUCAUACUUGGCAAAAUAAACAUUACCAAAAUACUGCUUCAAAAAUUGAAACUAUAAAACAACAAAUUGAUUAUAAUACACCAAUUAAACAUGGCAGAAUGGUAUAUAAUGCAGAGACAAUGCGAUGGGAAGGAAACGAGAAAGCUUUAGAAAAGUUUCAGAAUAUGGAUACAUUGAGUAACAAUGCAAUGCUUAUAAAGGGAAGGAAAGAUUUCUUUGAUAAUAAUGGCGAAUCACUUUCCGGAAAAGGAAGGAGGAAUCUUCAAAACCCUAGCGUCGUCGGUAAAAUGGUAUUCGAUGAAAAAAAUCUUAGGUGGGUUAGUCUUCAUGAAAACGAAAUCGACCCCUUUGAAGGAAUGGAUGAUACUCUACCAACAUUAAUAAGAAAUAAUAGAAACCAUGAUCCCCAAAGGACUUCCCCUUCAUUUCCGCGAUCAUAUAGUCAAAAAAAUCCGGCAAGAGAAAUACUUCGUCCUCCUAGUCAAGAACUCCUUAAAUUUCGCUCUAUGGGGAGAAUGAGCAAUGCUUACUCUAGGCAAGGCUCGACACUUUCAGAUACAAAAUCGCUUUUUCAAGUAAACUCUAAAGCACUUGAAGGGUUUUACCACAACGAAAAUAAAUGGCAGAAAAAGGUUGGUGGAUGGUUUUCACUCCCUGAAAAUGGGAUUGAUAGUACUUUUUCGGAUAUUCCCAAUGAAUCUUUGAUAACAAGUGACAAAAAUAAGAACUAUAUGUAUGAAAUUAGGAACAUGGUACUCAAUUCACGAAGUAGGUAA